AUGGCCUUUAUGGAGAAGCAGCAUUGGGAAGAAGCAAUUAAUGUGGAAAUGCAAUGCUCAGGUAUUACUCCCUUUGUGCCACCUCCUAAUAAGAAUCUUAAUGAUCUUACUGAAGACAACUCUGCCUACUUCUGUUUGGUUGAUGCGUCUUGGGUCUCUACUUCUCACAGAGCAGGUAUUGGAUGGUCCUUACAUAGCAAAGAAGGCAUCCAACUGCUCGUGGGAAGUGCCUCUAUACCCUCUACGCAAACAGCGCUACAGGCAGAGGCGAUGGCUUUGCUCAUGGCUGUGCAACAUCUUCAAGCUUUGGGAUACACUCAUAUCACUUUAGUAGGAGACUGCAAAGUGUUAUAUGAAAUCCUGCAACAACACAAUAGAGGCUUUCAGCGACCUGCAAUCUCUCAUGCCUCCAUUGCUACUCUCAUUCAAGAUAUUCUCGCUCUCGCAAUUCCUGUUUCUUUCUGUUUUCAAUACGCUCCGAGAUGUUUUCUGCAAGAAGCUGAUAAACUAGCAAAAACAGCUCGGCAGCAUGGUACUGAGUAUUGUAUUAAAUGGAUUCUCUGA
This is a messenger RNA of Thlaspi arvense, 564 nucleotides long. The record is from the annotation of a GenBank genome assembly. NCBI's taxonomy places the organism in Eukaryota, Viridiplantae, Streptophyta, Magnoliopsida, Brassicales, Brassicaceae.